Messenger RNA from Amoebophrya sp. A25, 571 nucleotides. Lineage: Eukaryota; Dinophyceae; Syndiniales; Amoebophryaceae. The record is from the annotation of a GenBank genome assembly.
AUCGCCUGGGUCCUGGAUCCGGACGCGUGCUACCAAGUGGUGCACAACAAGCAGGAGAGCUGGGCCGAGCGUCAAAAGAAAAUGGGCAAGGUGGAGAAGGCACGAUUUAACUUAUGCAAAUGAAUUUUUAUCUUUUGUGGUAAGUUUCAUCCGCUUCUGCAUGAACAUGGAUGAUGGAUUGAGUUUUUGAGAAAGCAUCUAUCGUGCACGCUAUUUUCCGAGAAGUGUUUUGUAUUUUGCUCUAAUGUUCGCGCUGAAAGUCCUCGCGAAUUUUUUCCUGGCUCAGUUAGAAAUGUACGCUGAGAUGACUCUGGAUCGACAAGUGAACGCCAUUGGCGCAAUUGAGAAGGAGUAUUUUUACGAGCUAGUCGUCUGCGGCGUUUGGCAUCCGACGCUCCCGGAACAGGUGCGUUCACGCUUCGCGGCGCUGACGGACAACCUGUGGAUCGACCGGCAUCCACACUACGAGAUGGAGGUCCCGAACUACGUGAGACGGUACUACGGCAACAACACGCAGGACAUGCUUUUCAACGUGCCGCGCUUCGAACUCCUCGUGCCGCCAACCGGCGCA